AUGCUGCUAAAACCUGCUCACUUGGCCCACGGCGCCUUGGUCAACGUAAUCUGCGCAUCCCGCCUGCCGGCCCCGCUGCCUUGCCUGGCCUGCUGCGCGCUGGGGGGCAUCGGCAUCAUGCCUGGGCCGGGUGGUGCCCGCGCCGCCGCCGCCGCAUACAGCGCGGCGACCUUCUCGUGCACCUACUGCUCGGAUGCCCGCCCCCCCCGGGGGUGGGGGAAUGGGGCCCGGGGUAACGAGACUUAUAAUUGA
This is a messenger RNA of Colletotrichum graminicola M1.001, 252 nucleotides long. RefSeq lists its product as uncharacterized. The coding region runs from base 1 to 252 and encodes 83 amino acids. The record is from RefSeq and is a predicted model, not a curated record. NCBI's taxonomy places the organism in Eukaryota, Fungi, Ascomycota, Sordariomycetes, Glomerellales, Glomerellaceae. The transcript has a single exon.